ACAUCUGAUUCAGUAUUUUCAUAGAGGGACUUCGGUGUUCAGUGACCUGAUAUAUCAUUGCGAGGAGUUUUAUAUUACUUGAAAAAAAUGCUUUGCCUUUUGAGAAACGUGCUGAAUACAUCAUCUUUAAGGAACAGCAGCAAGUUUCUUAUGCAUAAUUUUCGGUCAUCACAUAAUCAGGUGCCGUUAAAGGGACGUGACCUCUUAACGCUGAAAAAUUAUAAUUCUGAAGAAAUAAAGUAUCUCCUCUGGGUGGCUGCAGAUCUAAAAUACAGAAUCAAGCAGAAAGGAGAGUAUAUGCCUCUCCUCCAAGGAAAAUCUCUGGCCAUGAUAUUCGAAAAAAGAAGUACCAGAACACGGCUUUCCACUGAAACGGGAUGGGCACUGCUUGGAGGACACCCUUGUUUUCUUACAACACAAGAUAUUCAUUUAGGUGUCAAUGAAAGUUUGAAGGACACAGCAAGGGUAUUAUCAGGUAUGACUGAUGCAGUUCUAGCACGUGUUUAUCAACAAUCUGACCUGGAAGUACUAGCUAAAGAAGCAACAAUCCCAAUAGUGAAUGGUUUAUCUGAUUCCUACCAUCCUAUCCAGAUCCUUGCUGAUUACCUCACUAUACAGGAACAUUAUGGCCACUUGAAAGGACUGACUAUAUCCUGGAUCGGGGAUGGAAAUAAUAUACUACAUUCAAUCAUGCUGAGCGCUGCCAAAUGUGGAAUGCACCUGCGUAUCGCAACACCAAAGGGUUAUGAAGCAGAUCCUUUAGUAACUGCAACAGCAGAGCAGUUUUCCCAAGAGUUUGGUACCAAACUGUUUUUCACAAAUGAUCCCCUGGAAGCUGCACAUGGAGCCAAUGUUUUGGUUACAGACACAUGGGUAAGUAUGGGACAAGAAGCGGAGAAAAAGAAGCGCCUGGUGGACUUCAAGGGAUACCAGAUCACAAUGGAGACAGCAAAAGUAGCGUCUCCCAACUGGGUAUUCCUACAUUGUUUACCAAGAAAGCCAGAAGAAGUAGAUGAUGAGGUUUUCUAUUCUCCAAGAUCACUGGUUUUUCAAGAAGCAGAAAAUCGGAAGUGGACAAUCAUGGGUGUGAUGGUUUCCUUGCUAACUGAUUACGCACCACAGCUCCCAAAGCCUUCUUUUUAAUUCCCGAAAUGUGUCAGCAAGCAGCUGAUUGUUACGGACAAGCAAUAACAAGAACCAAGCCUGUCUGAAAACAUCCUUAACCGAAUAACAUGUUUUCACUUGCUGUUGAGUAGAGUGCUGAGUGGAAUAUAUAAUGAUUCAUUAUUCUGCUAUGUAUUUGAUUGUAGUUUGCACAUGACCAGCGACGGAAUUGCUAGUCCUGUCAUAUUUUUUUGCUAAAUAAAAAUUUCUUGUACUUUUUA
Molecule: messenger RNA, 1385 nt
Organism: Spea bombifrons (plains spadefoot toad)
Lineage: Eukaryota; Metazoa; Chordata; Amphibia; Anura; Pelobatidae
Gene: OTC
Product: ornithine transcarbamylase
Exons: 10
Coding region: 88-1143 (351 amino acids)
Biological process (GO): L-citrulline biosynthetic process
Cellular component (GO): mitochondrion
Molecular function (GO): ornithine carbamoyltransferase activity; amino acid binding
Source: RefSeq, a predicted model, not a curated record